Etheostoma cragini (Arkansas darter) is the source of this 567-nucleotide messenger RNA. It is a transcript of the gene rnf4, whose product is annotated as ring finger protein 4. The record is from RefSeq and is a predicted model, not a curated record. NCBI's taxonomy places the organism in Eukaryota, Metazoa, Chordata, Actinopteri, Perciformes, Percidae. Gene Ontology annotation, molecular function: transcription factor binding. The transcript has 5 exons. Gene Ontology annotation, biological process: positive regulation of transcription by RNA polymerase II. Bases 1 to 477 code for a protein of 158 amino acids.
AUGACAACACUCCCACUCCUUUCUUAUGGAUCGUGUGCGUGUGUGCGUGUGUGUGUGUGUGUGCGUGUGUGUGUAGGUGUGGAGGAGGUGGUUGAUCUGACCUGUGAGGGCUCAGAAGCUGCUGUGGUCGACCUGACCAACAACGACUCAGUGCUGCUGGUGGACGAAGGUCCUCAGACGGCCCCGGCCGCCGAGAGCUACGUCCUCAGCAGCGAUGAAGACGAGGCCACGCCCCCCCCCUUGAUGUCAUCGCCGCAGACCAGCGGCUCCUCCAGGUCGACUCCGGGGACGAUCAGCUGUCCCGUCUGUCUGGACUCAUACUCAGAGAUUGUGGACAGCGGCCGGUUGGUCGUGUCGACCAGGUGUGGCCACGUGUUUUGCAGCGUGUGUCUGCGAGACGCUCUGAAGACGUCGCACAGCUGCCCCAACUGCAGAAAGAGGCUGACCCCCCGCCAGUACCACCCGCUCUACGUCUGAUGACAUCACGCUGACAUCAUAGGCUUGCUGCUGCCGAGGUUUCAUUUAAAGAUCGUUAAUUAUAUUGUUAUUAAUUUUGAAUAAAAUGUU